Messenger RNA from Pyrus x bretschneideri (Chinese white pear), 2489 nucleotides. Its product is annotated as phosphatidylinositol/phosphatidylcholine transfer protein SFH9. Lineage: Eukaryota; Viridiplantae; Streptophyta; Magnoliopsida; Rosales; Rosaceae. The coding region runs from base 335 to 2146 and encodes 603 amino acids. The transcript has 16 exons. The record is from RefSeq and is a predicted model, not a curated record.
GUCUCGGCUCUCUCUCUCUCAUCUGCCUCUUCGUCUUCAGACUCACAGUUCGCUGCUUAGAGAGAGAAAAAAAUAAGAAAAAAAUGCCAUUUUAAUCCGAAAGCAACCUCCAUUUCGCUUUCUCUUCCUCUCUCUCUCAUCACCUGUUAUUUCUCAAAGAGAGAGAAAGAGAAGCAGCAUCAACAAUUCAAUUCUUUCCGAAAUUCUCCGCCACGCCCGCGCUCGAUUCCGUCAAAUGUUCGCUCGCAAUUUUCAGUUGCGCUUGCGAUUCAAUCACCUGAUCAGCUUAUGAUGUAAUCUGAGCUCGAGCUGUAAUCCUAUUCGAUUAGCAACAAUGCCAGGAGAAUUAAUUUCGUUGCAAGAAGACGAAAAGUCUAGAACUUUUGAUUUCGAAACCUCCGAGGACGAGAGGCGGAGACCUCGGAGCAGAUCUCUUAAGAAAAGGACUUCAAAUGCUUCCUUGAGAUUAACAAACACUCCUAGAAAGCGUGGCACGCGUGUGGCAAAUUGUCGCUACGCAUCGAUUUCAAUUGAAAAUGCUCGGGAUGCUGAGGAGGAAGAAGCUGUGAUUACGUUUCGCGAUGCAUUGAUUGCUAAAGAUAUGCUUCCGGCUCAGUUCGAUGAUUAUCAUACAAUGCUGAGAUUUUUGAAGGCGAGGAAGUUCGACAUUGAUAAAUCUUUUCAAAUGUGGGCAGAAAUGCUCAACUGGAGGAGAGAGUUUGGAGUAGAAUCUAUUGUGAAGGAUUUUGUGUACAGUGAAUAUGAAGAGGUUCAGCGUUUCUAUCCUCAUGGUUAUCAUGGUGUAGACAAGGCAGGGCGACCUCUUUAUAUUGAAAGACUUGGAAAAGUUGAACCUAGCAAACUAAUGAAUGUCACCACAGUGGAACGGUUUCUAAAAUAUCAUGUCCAGGGUUUUGAGAAGGCUUUUGCUGAGAAAUUCCCAGCAUGUUCUUUUGCGGCCAAAAAGCAUAUAGAUUCUACAACCACUAUUCUAGAUGUCCAGGGGAUGAACUGGAUGAGCUUUGGCAAGGUUGCACAUGACCUUGUUAUGCGCAUACAGAAAAUGGACGGUGAUAACUAUCCUGAGACAUUACAUCAAAUGUUUGUGGUAAAUGCUGGUAACGGGUUCAAGCUACUUUGGAACACAGCAAAAGGCUUUCUUGACCCGAGGACUACUGGAAAGAUACAUGUCUUAGGCAACAGAUAUCAAAACAAGCUUUUGGAAAUCAUAGACUCGAGCCAACUUCCGGAUUUCCUUGGGGGAACUUGCUCGUGUCCAAAUGAAGGCGGGUGCCUUAGGUCUGGAAAGGGACCCUGGAAUGAUCCAGAAAUAAUGAAACUGGUACACGUUGGAGAAACAAUGCACCUGAGGAAAAUCAAAGGUUCUGAUGAUGGCGACGAUGUCGGAAUCAAGCUGCUUACCUCUAAGAUUACAGAUAGUGAAAUAGUAUCUGCAGCUGAGUCAGGAUCAGAAAUGAGGUCAAGUACUUCUGCCUUCUUGCAGCUAUCAAAGUCUAACUCUGACGAAGAGAGGGCAACCGAGUCUGCUGCAUCUCCCUGCAGCCUAGUUGAAUCAGGCAGUACUGCAGGAAUAAUGGAAGUUGCUAACUCAAGUUUAACAAGUGAUUCACCCAUGAACUUCACCCCAAGAAGGUCGCUGAAGACAUCCAUUCCACAUGUAGCAAGUUUAACCGUUCACCUCAUACUCAAAAUAUUAACAGGCAUAUAUCUCAUAUUCCCAAUGUUAGGGAGGAUAUUUGCAGCACGUUAUUCAGAGAGCUGCUUAAAAACACGAUUCAAACCUCCGGCACUUGAAAAUUCAAGUUCUCAGGAACAACAGAAUUCACAGGGAAUAGAUGUAGGUCCCCUCUGGCAGAGGCUGCAGCAGUUAGAAGGAUUGGUUACCAAUUUGAUAAACAAACCUACUAAAAUUCCUCAAGAGAAAGAAGACAUGCUUCACGAAUCUUUAAGUCGCAUUAAAUCUAUAGAGUGCGACUUACAGAAGACAAAGAAAGCAUUGUUCGCAACAACAUCAAAACAAGUGGAGCUUGCUGAGUCGCUGGAAAGUUUAAAAGAUGACAGUUUAACUGGAUCAAACUCAUGUUGGCCAAGAAGUUGCAGUUACAACCACGACCCAGGAAGAUGAAUGCCAGUUUCUUGGGACAAGAGUAUACUGAUAUUGAUGGCCAACAAUGCCCGUUCACUCACAAAUGCAAAUGUUACCACAUCCGAGUUCACUGAGCCAAUUUUAAUGGGCUUGUCAUUUAAGGUUUUAUCGAGAGAAUGAAGAGUAAAGAGAAUAAAGCUGUUGAUUGGGGUCACGGAACUCAUCUUUACAGCGAAGAAAAGCGUUUUUAUAACCUUCUUGGUGUUUAUGUACAUAUUAUGACCAAUUUUUUCUUUCUUUCCCCCUUUUCGUUGUGAUACAGUAUAGUACUUGACCCUUUUGAAUUUUAUACCAAUAGAAAAUUUACAAAAGCAGAUUUUAC